GGUGAAGAGAGAGGCUUUUGCGAGACUGGGCUUGUGGAUGUGUGCAUGCAUUGCAAUGUUAGUCCUGAGCAGCCCGGCUGCAGAUGUGAUUCCUGAGGGCACAGCUGGGUCAAUUCGGCACCUGCAAGCUGGAACAGCUGUAUUCCAAGUCUCAGUGUUCCUGAAUGGGACUCUGAGAGGCGGAGAAGAGGGUGGGCAAAUAGGAGAGGCCAAGUCUGGAGGGUUGAGGCUCAUCGAAAGGAAGGAGGAGGAGGUGAAGAGGGAGGAACAAGGAGAGAGCCCGAGGCAGAGGAGGAGGUUGAUUGAGAAGAAGCUCGGCAGGUGGCCUUACCUGAGCAGCACGGGAGCUCUGGGAAGUGGAGGGAGGAGGUUGGAAGAGCCAGGAAUGAGAACGGACCGGUUUCCUGCACUGCUCCAGGACAGUUCUAUGCUCAAUCUCUCUCUGGCAGAUUGCGACUUAGCCUCAGAAGAGAGAACAACACUUCUUGCUACAUCUCCUAUAGUUGGCCAUAUACCUGAGAAGGAAUACUGUAAUGUUGCCUCAGGAGAGGCCACAGCAGAACCCCACGUGGUGGUCCUGCGGAGGUCUACCCUGGGGGAGCGUCUCUUUGGCAGCAGGAAGACGGUGAGCAUGUAUGGCUCCUUAGAUGAGCCUCAGAGGGAACAGAUUACGAAUGCUUGGCCCCAGGAUAGGUCAAGGAGACCUCGUAGUGUAUGUAUGUUUACCGCCUCCCAGUCCAACACUCUGCUUUUGACUAACGCAGGUAAAAUUGGCUGCUUGGACGUCCCCCAGCAGCGCAGAUCCAGGAGAGCUGAGCUCCGUGCUGUCGAUGGCCUCAAGACUGACAUGCCUCCCUCUUUCCGUCUGCCCCCAUACCCACAACAGGAGGUCCUAGCACACCGACCCCUACGAAGGAGUGGAAGACCACGGCCUGUUAGCAUGACUGUUCUGGAGCUGAAGGAGGCUAGCAGUUCCCAGCACGAGCUGGCUAACCGCACUUGUAGCGAUGCUGCUAGCCUGCCUCGCUCCGGCUUCAGAUGGAGACUGUUUGGUCGACAGGCACAGGAUAAGGAGGUUACAGCCAUGUCUGCACCUACUGGCAGCAAGCCAGAUGGACCAAAGAAGAAAUUUAGCUCCUUGCGGAGGAGCCUAAGCCUAAGGGUUAGGCGGAAUCGUAACCAGCCAGAGCAAGAUGGUACACGAGAAAGGGUACGGACAACGAGUGUAGGAGAGGAUGUAACGCGUUCUACUCGUCCAUUCUCUUAUCUGACUGGCAGGACAUUGUCUCCUGCUUAUGAGCAAGAUGAGGACCUGAGGGGUAAACAAUACAUAGAAUUCCAGACCAGGGGAAAGGUCUCAGUUAUAGAGGUCCCUUUAGCCCCUGUCAAACUCACCAAGCCUGUAAAAACAACUUCUGCAGAGCCUAACCUUUGGCAACUUAUCACUAGUCGCUUUAAGAGAAAAGGCCCAUCGUCCAGCAACAAAUCUGAGCCCUGCACUGAAAGCCAACCAGCUGGCAGAGAUCCCCCAGCCAGGAAUAAAAAACCGCUGCCUGUUGCCAUAGAGACACUAACUGGCAUUGACUUCAGCAAAGGUCAAGAUUCCUUUGUCAACAGUCAGGAGUGGACAUUGAGUAGAUCAGUGCCAGAGCUCAAAGUGGGCAUCGUGGGUAACCUCUCCAGUGGGAAGUCAGCCCUGGUGCACCGGUACCUGACGGGGACAUAUGUCCAGGAGGAGUCUCCGGAGGGAGGCCGGUUUAAAAAGGAAAUUGUGGUGGAUGGACAGAGUUAUCUCCUGCUGAUCAGAGAUGAGGGAGGACCCCCUGAGCUUCAGUUUGCAGCCUGGGUGGAUGCAGUGGUGUUUGUCUUCAGCUUGGAGGAUGAGAUCAGUUUCCAGACAGUCUAUAACUACUUCUUGCGGCUGUCCAGCUACAGGAACACAGCAGAGGUGCCCAUGGUGUUGGUAGGGACACAGGAUGCCAUCAGUGCCACCAACCCACGAGUAAUUGAUGACGCUCGCGCUCGUAAGUUGUCCAAUGACCUGAAGCGCUCCACCUAUUACGAGACCUGCUCCACCUACGGCCUCAAUGUGGAGAGAGUCUUCCAGGAUGUCGCUCAAAAGGUGGUGGCGCUGAGGAAGAAGCAGCAGUUGGCCAUCGGGCCUUGCAAAUCCCUGCCCAACUCACCCAGCCACUCGUCUGUCCCCGCUGCAGCCAUCCCCGCUGUACACAUCAAUCAGGCUGCUAAUGGAGGGGGUGCGUUCAGUGACUAUUCCUCCUCCGUGCCCUCCACUCCCAGCAUAAGUCAGCGGGAGAUGCGCAUAGAGACCAUCGCUGCCUCCAACACGCCUACACCCAUCCGCAAGCAGUCCAAGCGCCGCUCCAACAUCUUCACAUCGCGGAAAGCCAGUGAACAGGCAAAGAGCACUGACUGUAAAACAGACAGCAUAGGCAGUGGAAGGGCCAUUCCCAUCAAGCAGGGCAUUCUCCUCAAGAGAAGUGGGAAAUCGCUGAAUAAGGAGUGGAAAAAGAAGUAUGUCACGCUGUGUGAUAAUGGCCUUCUCACUUACCAUCCUAGUUUACAUGAUUACAUGCAGAAUGUCCAUGGUAAAGAGAUCGACUUGUUGCGGACGACAGUGAAGGUGCCAGGAAAGAGGCCACCCAGGGCUGUCGCUACGGUUGCUCCAACUGCUAGCCCCAAAACCAACGGUUUAACCAAGGACAGAAGCACUCUACAGCUCGGUAUUGGAGCCACCGGUGCUCCUCAUUCUAACAGCAGUACAUCUUUGCAGUCCGGGGGCUCAGCUGCUGGGAUGGGCAUGGCUGCUGUGGGCGGAGUUAAAGAGGGAAUGCACCAGCGCUCCUUCUCCGUGUCCAGCGCUGAGCAAUGGAAUGAGGCUGUUAACACCAGCAGCACCGCAGCCAAUGGAAUGACAGACCCUCUGAGCAGCACUCCUGGCAUGGGUGGAGCCACCAGCCCCAAACUGGAGCCACCCCCUUCGCCACAUGCGAACCGGAAGAAGCACAGGCGGAAAAAGAGCACAGGCAUCACCAAACCAGAUGGGCUGUCGGCGGGAAAUGAAGAGCAAGAAGAGUCUUUUGAAUUUAUCAUUGUGUCACUGACGGGACAAAUGUGGCAUUUUGAGGCAUCUACAUAUGAAGAACGGGAGCUCUGGGUCCAAGCCAUCGAGAGUCAGAUAUUUGCCAGCUUACAAUCAUGCGAAAGUAGCAAGAAUAAGUCUCGAUUAGGGAGCCAGAGCGAUGCUGUGGCCAUCCAGUCCAUCAGGAAUGUAAGAGGCAACAGUUUCUGUGUGGACUGUGACUCCCCCAACCCAGACUGGGCAAGUCUGAAUCUGGGUGCUCUGAUCUGCAUCGAAUGCUCAGGGAUCCACCGAAAUCUGGGCACUCACCUGUCCCGUGUGCGCUCUCUGGACCUGGACGACUGGCCCGUAGAACUGAGCAUGGUUAUGACUGCCAUCGGUAACGCUAUGGCCAACAGUGUGUGGGAGGGGGCUCUGGAGGGCUACACCAAGCCUGGAGCCGACAGCACCAGGGAGGAGAAGGAGCGCUGGAUCCGGGCGAAGUAUGAGCAGAAACUCUUCCUGGUGGGGCUGCCACAGUCAGAUGUGCCACUGGGUCAGCAGCUGCUGCGGGCUGUGGUGGAGGACGACCUGAGGCUGGUGGUGCUCCUGCUGGCUCAUGGCACCAAGGAGGAAGUCAAUGAGACCUAUGGUGAUGGAGAUGGACGCACUGCCCUGCACCUGUCCUGUGCCAUGGCAAACGUUGUUAUCACACAGCUCCUCAUCUGGUAUGGCGUGGAUGUGAAGAGUCGUGACGCCAGGGGUCAGACGCCCCUAUCCUAUGCCCGGCGGGCAGGAAGUCAAGAAUGUGUUGAUAUCCUCAUCCAACACGGGUGCCCUUCCGACAGUGGCGGCCUCUCCACACCAACCACCACCCGGCACAACCCCAAUAUCAACAACAACAACGCACAGUGCGAGCUCAACCGUAGUGUCAGUAUCAUGUAGACCGUGGGAGGACGUUCUCUUGCGCAUACCCGAACCCAUACUGUAAGCCUUGAGUGUCCCAGUGCCCUGAUACUGUGACUUCCUUCCCUUCCUUCAACUGUGUCCACAUGGUUUCGCAAUGAACUUCCACUGUUCGCCAUGUCACCUCCAGGUUACUUUUGUGAAAUGCCAUCUCUUGGCCAAGACACGGUGACCCCAUUUGCUGACCAUUGCUACUGUGUCAAGUCUAGACUUAACUGUGUAGAUGCAGAUGUGCAAGGUCACCCCUCUCUCUAUCCAUAACUUACUGUUGUGACAGACCCUAAUAUCCAUGGACAGACUGCAACAUGAAUCCAUUAACUCAGUGUAGGAGAAAUGUGUAGCAGAAAGGAUUGGUCAGGAGGGUAAGAGGAGAAAUGUUUCAACACUUCAGUUGAGACUCCACACAAUAUAUUACCUAUGACAUAGUCUUUGGUCAGACUCCAUACUAAUGAUGGACUUUUGGAUUUUUUCCCCCCCAAGACUAAGUUCAUGCGUUUAUGCAAGUUUCCUAUGAAGUUAGAUAAAGAAAAACACUGUAGAAUAGAGCCCUGUAAGCUGAUUAAGGAAGACUUCAACCUGUGUGAUUGCACCAUCUAACAAGGUACAACUCAUCUGACUUAAUUUUCCUUCUUGCAUUCAGCUCAUCCAAGAAUUUCUUCAGUGUUCAUCAAACUAGAUGGCUUGCUAAGAAUACCUCUUCAGUCGGACCGAAAA
Colossoma macropomum (tambaqui) is the source of this 4759-nucleotide messenger RNA. It is a transcript of the gene agap3, whose product is annotated as ArfGAP with GTPase domain, ankyrin repeat and PH domain 3. Gene Ontology annotation, molecular function: protein binding; GTPase activity; GTP binding. Gene Ontology annotation, cellular component: nucleus. NCBI's taxonomy places the organism in Eukaryota, Metazoa, Chordata, Actinopteri, Characiformes, Serrasalmidae. Bases 38 to 4024 code for a protein of 1328 amino acids. The transcript has 18 exons. The record is from RefSeq and is a predicted model, not a curated record.